Messenger RNA from Gasterosteus aculeatus aculeatus (three-spined stickleback), 2627 nucleotides. RefSeq names its product acylaminoacyl-peptide hydrolase (gene apeh2). Gene Ontology annotation, biological process: proteolysis. Gene Ontology annotation, molecular function: serine-type endopeptidase activity. The record is from RefSeq and is a predicted model, not a curated record. Lineage: Eukaryota; Metazoa; Chordata; Actinopteri; Perciformes; Gasterosteidae.
CCAUCCGUGGUUUCAACAUGGACGCCCCGGUGCAGCAAACUACUUUAAAUCAACCUGCUGAAAGCGGACUUUAGCGUCCCUGUCUGAUGCGCGGGGGGGGGGUUCUCUGGUCAAGGGUUGGGUGGUUUGGAGGUUCGUUCGGACGUGAUUUAAUAUGAGCUGUGCGCGUGCGUGACCAGAUGGACCCCGGGCGGGUCACCGGGGCGCACGCAGAGGUCAGCGGUCUACCUGCGCCUGUUUCCGCCCACGUGAGAGACGAGAAGCUCGCGGAGCUCCGGACGUACACCGUGAUUACAGAGUGGAGUCAGACUGACCUGGUCCGAGGAUCGAGACUUCGCUACUCGCAGCAGUGGACUCUGAUCACAGACACCAACGACCACAAGAGCAUCAGGACUGUCCUUCCACCAGGACCCUGCGUGCCUGUGUCUGGAGAGCUGCUGAGUGGACUCUCUCCCGUUCAAGGCCUUCGGGCCGUCAUCAGGGAAACAAGUGGCCACCAGCUCCUCGAGAUAUGGGACCGCCAGGGCCUCAGGAAGUGCCUCAACCUGAGCGCUGUCAACAAACACGGCCGAGUUUACGAUGACGCCCAGUUUGGCUGCCUCUCAUGGUCGCAGUGCGAGAACAAGCUGCUCUACGUAGCUGAGAAGCUUAAGAGCACGUGGAUGGUAACGCACGAUGGGGAACAUGCAUUCAGGAAGGACAGGAGUGUGUACUGUGAGGACUGGGGUGAGACGCUGACCAAUAAGAGCGUCCCGGUGGUUUGUGUGGUAAAUCUGCAGUGCGGCUCCGUCAGCGUCCUGCAGGGCGUCCCGCUCGACGUCUCACCUGGACAGGCUCUGUGGGCUCGCGGCGGUCAGUCUGUGUUUCUGGUCGGUUGGUACCACGAACCUUUCAGACUCGGACUGCGGUUCUGCUCCAACCGCAGGUCUGCGUUGUUCAAACUCGACCUGGAUGGAAACUGUGAGUGUCUGUCUGGAGACAACUUGUCAGUGUCGUGUCCCAGGCUCAGCCCAGACGGGUCCACGCUGAUCUACCUGCAGGGCAGAGUGUUUGGACCUCACAAUCAAUGCCUCAGUCUGCAGCAGUUGGACCUUAGCAGCAAGAGGACGUCCACCCUGUUGGAUGUGGUCAACAGACCACAGACUGGUCAGUGUGCAGGUGUGUAUGAAGCGCUGCCAGCCUGCUGCUGGUCUGCAGACAGUCAGAGGGUCGUGUUCAGCAGUGCACGAAGAAACUGGAAGGAUCUUUUUAUGGUCGACAGAAGAUCCAACAAAGUUACUUCCCUUUGUGAUAUUCCUCCCCCUUAUUGUGACUCUCACUUUCCUCCUCCUCCUCCCGCCCAUUUUCCUGAUCCUCCUCUCCCUCCUCCACCACCUUCUCACCUUCAUCAGGAGCACCAGAGGAAUCAGGAAGGUCUCUCUGAUCUUCCAGCUUACGGCAGCUGGAGGCUGCUGACGGUCCAGGAGGACCUGAUGGUCGUCUGCUGCUCCAGCCCGAACACACCUCCUACUCUGAGGGUGGGCUUCCUGCCUCCAGCGGGUGGGGCUGUGAGCUGGCAAACUCUACAGCCCCCCGUCCUGACCUUUGACUUCCAGUGGACGGUUUUGGAUGUUACACCUCCACCAGAGGAGGACAACACACACUACCCUGGUUUAGACUUCGGGGCCGUCUUGGUUAAACCGUCUCGACCCCCCAAUGAAAACAAGACGCCUCUGGUGGUCUCCGUCCAUGGCGGGCCUCACUCCCAGUUCCCAGCCGAGUGGAACUGCACCACAGCUGGAUUGGCUAAACUCGGCUUUGCUGUGCUCAUGGUGAACUAUCGGGGGUCCACGGGGUUCGGCCAGGACGGCAUUUUGUCCUUAAUCGGUCGGAUCGGCAGCCAGGAUGUGAAAGAUGUGCAGGCCGCUGUUGCCGCCGCGCUGCAGAGAGACGUCUCCCUCGACCCCGAUCGACUGGCUGUGAUCGGCGGUUCUCACGGCGGUUUCCUCUCCUGUCACCUGGUUGGUCAGUACCCGGAGUUCUACAGAGCGUGCGCGGCCAGGAACCCCGUCAUUAACGCCGCUACUUUAUUGGGCACCAGCGACAUAGUAGACUGGCGAUACACUAGUGUGGGCUUCCCAUACUCGUAUGACCAGAUACCCACUGCUGAAGCCCUGGCCGCCAUGCUGGAGAGGUCCCCCAUCACACAUGCUGCACAGAUCAAGGCUCCAGUGUUACUGAUGCUGGGAGGCAGAGACAGGCGAGUGUCUCCUCACCAGGGCCUGGAGCUCUAUAAAGCCCUGAAGAGCAGAGCUUCCCCUGUCAGGUUGUUGUGGUUUCCAGAUGAUGGACAUUCUCUGUCCAGAGUGGACACACAGGCCGACUGCUUCCUCAACACAGUGCUGUGGCUGCACCAGCAUCUCUGAACACACACACGCACACACACACACUGAUGAAGCUUUGCUGAAGGAGUUCUGUAGCUCACUAAAGAGGAUAAAAUGGUUUACUAUCACGGCAGUUGACAGUCUUGAACAUUUCUAUGCCUUUUUGAAAAACCAAUAAUGUCCAUUUAUCCAUGUGACAAUGUACUCAACUUUGAAAAGCUUUUACAAAUCAACGCAUGCAAUAAAACAAUCUUGUAAACGAUA